AUCAAAACUGCUUUGCUUUUUAAUCUUUUCAUUAAGUUGUUUGUGUCGUCACCUUGUGGUGGUGAUUUUCAAAACUUGUGUAUUAACUUCAAUUAGCAUCGAUCUGUUGUACGUUUUAAAGCGUUUACUGUGUGCAGGGACAUUCAAGUGCGAUAGUUCAUUUAUUGUUAUCGACAACAAAACUAUAAUGUCGGAGCCAAAACCAGAAAACAAUGGUAAUGGUAGUAACGGAGACGAACAAAGGGAGAACGGCGGAGGAGAUGAAGGUGACGCGUGGGGAAGCAGUGAUUCCUCAUACAUACGGCAAGUGGCAAAAAUGCCUGUCGAUAGGAAUGCCGCAUAUUAUAACAUGAACCACAAAAACCGCGGCAUGGCCAUUAUCUUCAACCACGAGCAUUUUGAUAUUCAUAGCCUCAAAUCGCGCACGGGAACGAACGUGGAUAGCGAUAACUUGAGCAAGGUGCUGAAGGCCCUUGGCUUCAGAGUCACAGUUUGCCACAAUCUGAAAUCUGAAGACAUCAAUAGGUACAUACAAGACCUUGCUGGCAUGGAUCACACCGAUAAUGAUUGCUUGCUUAUUGCAGUGCUGAGUCAUGGCGAACUCGGUAUGCUGUAUGCUAAGGAUACUCACUACAAACCAGACAACUUGUGGUACUACUUCACAGCUGAUAAAUGCCCAUCAUUGGCUGGUAAGCCAAAGUUGUUCUUUAUUCAAGCUUGUCAAGGAGAUAAGCUUGAUGGUGGAAUUACUCUAGCAACCUCAAAUCGCACUGAAACUGAUGGCUUGUCCAGUUCAAGUUACAGAAUCCCUAUUCAUGCUGACUUUCUGAUAGUGUUUUCUACAGUGCCCGGGUACUUUUCUUGGCGCAACACUACCCGUGGGUCCUGGUUCAUGCAAGCACUGUGUGAGGAGCUGCGGUAUGCUGGAACUGAUAGAGACAUUUUGACACUGCUAACAUUUGUUUGUCAAAAAGUGGCUCUUGACUAUGAGUCGAACACUCCGGACAUGCCAACUAUGCAUCAACAGAAACAGGUGCCGUGCAUCACCAGUAUGCUGACCAGACUCCUUGUAUUUGGCAAUUAUGUGGAGCCUCCUAAACUAAUUACAAACAUGGGUGGCUUAGAUCCUACCACCACUCUGUUACCUACACCUCUAGAAAUUUCCUUCCAAGGCCUGUGGCAAAGGAAGUUAUUAUUUGGUGCAUUUACCAUAGUUAGAAUGGUAAUGAUUACAUUGUUAUUUACCUGCUUGAAAUGCUUCGAUGCAUACAAUCAUGACAUCCACAGUAGUCAGAAUGCUCCGAAUUAAUUGAUCUGAUAUUUUUAAUAUUUUUAUUGACAAUAACAAUUUCUUAAAUACAGUAAUGCUUUUUUUAAUAUGAUAAUUAUGAAAUUAGGUGCAUUCAAAUGCUAUUUACAUACUUACCUACAACGGGUAAUUUAUUUUCACAUGUACUUUAAGAAAAUUAUUAUAAUGAACAAUGCAACAUUAACAGUAACCCCUACUUAAUUUGUUUCUCCAUAUUAGUUAUGUUAUGUUUUUGUUAAUCUAGGAAAUGUUUAGUUAAAUUUAGUGUUACUUGUGAGUUCCUUUCACAACAAUACUAAAAUAUACCAGUGGCGGGGCAUCAUACAACCUAUGUUAAUUUGGCCUACAAAUUAUGUCCAAAUAGUAAAACCAAAAUUUGGAGUCAACUUCUUAAAGCCUCGCCCCUGAUUAGGUAGUAACUUCACUAAACCUCAUAGCAUUUAAUUUAAUUGUGUGCUAGUUGUGAAUUUUGAAACUGCCACUUGUCAAUUUUGACCAUGUAAUUUAGCCAGAACAGAUAUGCCAUUUUUGUCUCCAUUUGAUUUACUUUUACUUAGUCAAUAACUGUAUGAGCUUAAUUUUAUUUUGUAUUGAAGUUAUAGUUUUUAAGUUAUUUUUCUUUGCAUACCUUGAUUCCAUGAACAAAAUAGUGAAAAUGAGUUUGUUGUCUUUGAUGAAGAGUUGUCAGUUUUGUUUUACUGUAAUUUUAAUAUUCCUUGAAUUGAUCUUUAAAGUGUAAGAAUUCUGCCAUUUUAGUAGUAUAGUAUUUUAUAGUAUAAUAUUUCAUGUAUUCAUAUCAAAGUAUCAUACCAAUGAUGUAAGGGAGAAAAAAUAGAUCAAAAUUAAGUAUUUUAUAGUAGAAAUUUGGCAAUGUUCAGAAUUAUGCUCAAUGUUGGACUGGUGUAUGUGAUAUGAAUUGAACUGAUAAUGUUAGAAUGUGAUAAAAAGUAUUCAAAAUACCUGUGGGGAAAAUAAUUCUAAUGAUAUGCUAUGUGUGAUAUUAUAUGCAUUCUUUUUGUAUGUGCCUUUUAAGACACUUUAAUAUUUGGUAGUUAUGUAAUAAUCAUAAAAACUUUUUACGCACAAUUUCCUCAUAGGGAUUUUAACAAGAGCAUAAUAAUGGAGUAUGUUAGUGAAACUAUUUUUAUACUAUUUGUGUAAGGUUUAUUAAGCAAUAAACUUUUCUUCCAUGAA
Cydia pomonella (codling moth) is the source of this 2503-nucleotide messenger RNA. It is a transcript of the gene Caspase1, whose product is annotated as caspase-1-like. Lineage: Eukaryota; Metazoa; Arthropoda; Insecta; Lepidoptera; Tortricidae. Gene Ontology annotation, cellular component: cytoplasm. The record is from RefSeq and is a predicted model, not a curated record. Gene Ontology annotation, biological process: apoptotic process; proteolysis. Bases 188 to 1309 code for a protein of 373 amino acids. The transcript has 2 exons.